Molecule: messenger RNA, 1368 nt
Organism: Fomitopsis serialis
Lineage: Eukaryota; Fungi; Basidiomycota; Agaricomycetes; Polyporales; Fomitopsidaceae
Exons: 4
Coding region: 269-1309 (346 amino acids)
Source: RefSeq, a predicted model, not a curated record
CGAUUUGGAGGAUGUCUGGCCCCGGUGGGUCCUUGCAUAGUCGAUCGUGCGGCAUCCACAGUAAGUUCAUGCCCCGUUGACCAUUCUACAUGCAUGACGUGUUGAUACGAGGCUUGCUUUGCUGAAACGAUCGCCACUCCUUUUGUCUGGCCUUUCCUGCUACCUUUGUUCCUCCAACACCCGGCUCGCAGUAUAAAUACCCCGCCUCUACUGUUCCCAUCUGCAGACUUCUCAACUCUCAGACACACUCCUCAUUCCGCCACCCGCUAUGCUGUCCUACUCGCCAGUCCAUCGCUACUCGGGCCCGCCCCCGACCUCCUCGUUACGCGUGCAGCGUUGUCCGCAAGCGUCAUCAUCCCUCCUAACCACCUUUGUUGGCAAUUUUAGAGAGACUUCUGAAGCCACAUCUGACGACGUUAGACAACUAUCGAGUUUAACAAGUCGUGCAUUCGCCUGCGCAGCCCUCGUCAUGCCCCCGUAUACGAUGACAGCGAAGCGAGUGAGGGGCGGCUUUGGCCAUGGCGUGGAUCCCGCCUAUCCCGUAAGCUGGUCUGUGAGCGUAGACCCUCAAAAUACGCGUCGCGCUGCCUUGAAGAACCACGGCGACAAGGCCAUUCAGACAUUCCCCUCCUCGUACCACCCCGUCUUGCAGCUGCUAUGCAAGCACAUCACCUUCCACACGUCUUCCGCUUCCGCGAUCAAGACCUUCCUCGGAAAGUGGAAGUUCCCUAUUCUGCUAAAGGGAACGGAACACAACGAUCUAGAAGACCCCUCAGUGUACUUCGGCGGCGCGGUCAACCUCACGACCUUUCUCAUCAACGUCCGACAUGCAGCGAUGCGGUGGCAGGCGCAGUACGACAAGGACCCUGACGCAGAUGACGACCUCAGGAACUUUAAUCCAUACCUCCAUGCGUGGGUGUCGCGCUGUACCGAUGGAUUCCGAUUCCGAAUGGGUGCGACGUACCGACGGAUAGGGCACUCACUCGACUGGUGCGUCUUGCGCGGGAGAGUCCUCUGGCGCGGAGCGCAGUGGUCGUGCGGCUGUCCCUGUCCUUCGUUUCAGGCCGGCAUACCAUCGCGUCGCUCGACCGCUGUCGACCUUCCGUUCCACGGCAUAGCUCGCAAUCCCUCGGGAGCGCCUUAUCCACGUUGCUCUCUAUUCCUGCGUCAGGUGCGAUCAUCAUCUCGCAUGGGCGCACUAGGUGCAUCUUCACCCGCUCGGACAGGCUCUGUGAGUGCGUAUACAGUCGGCGAGGGGCGGAUUGUGUUGUGCCAUCGUCACGGUGGCACAGACUGGCUGAUGAUUUGAUUCAACUUGGGUUAUCCACAAAUGUGAUUCACGAGACGUGUUGCGUUUCUACUCCCCGU